Molecule: messenger RNA, 10909 nt
Organism: Epinephelus moara (kelp grouper)
Lineage: Eukaryota; Metazoa; Chordata; Actinopteri; Perciformes; Serranidae
Gene: csmd3b
Product: CUB and Sushi multiple domains 3b
Exons: 72
Coding region: 5-10909 (3634 amino acids)
Source: RefSeq, a predicted model, not a curated record
CAGCAUGCGGCCCGGUGAGAGCUUAGAGGGCUCGCGCUCGGCUCGCGGAAGAUGUAUUGAUGUUAAUGAUAUUACUAAUAGCGGCACGGAACGCUGUCUCGCGCACCCCUCGUCGGCUAAGACGAGGAUGAAGAGGGGGACGACGAAGAGGAGGCUGAGAGGGAUGAACGAGAGGAUGACGGACGGAGGGAUGACGGUGAUGCGCUGUUUUCUGUGGAGUCUCGUUCUAUGCUCGCUCUCCUCGCGCGCGCAAGGUUUCAUCUACACAUGUGGCGGCACGCUGAAAGGCCGAAAUGGCAGUAUAGAAUCGCCAGGCUUUCCCUAUGGCUACCCCAAUGGGGCGAACUGCACCUGGGUCAUUGUCGGGGAGGAAGGAAGUAGAAUCCAGCUCAUGUUCCUGUCAUUUGCCAUCGAGGAAGAAUAUGACUUCCUGUCGUUGUAUGAUGGACACCCGCACCCUGCGAACUUCAGGACCAGGCUAACAGGCUUCCAGGUUCCUCCUCCUGUCACCAGUACAGGAAAUGUCUUCUCUUUACGGUUGACCAGCGACUUUGCCGUUUCUGCACAUGGCUUCAAACUCAACUAUGAAGAGCUCCACAGUACAUCUUGUGGGAACCCCGGUGUCCCACCCAAAGCAGUGCUGAGCGGUGGCGGACGUUUCGCCGUGGGAAACCGAGUGCAGUACAGCUGCGUUCCUGGUUACGUCUUGGACGGCCAUGCCACGCUAACCUGCAUCACCAAUGCUGGAAACACAGCCGUCUGGGACUUUCCUGCUCCGAUUUGUCGAGCUGAGGACACAUGUGGGGGCACUGUGAGGGGCGGCAGUGGGGUGGUGACCAGUCCCGGUUACCCCGGCAACUAUGGUAACCAGGCCGACUGUACUUGGAUCCUAUUGGCCGAACCUGGAGACACCAUCUCUGUCAUCUUUACAGACUUCCAGACAGAGGAGAAGUAUGACUACCUGGAAGUGGAGGGAUCUGAACCACCAACCAUUUGGUUGUCAGGCAGUAAUGUCCCCUCUCCCAUCGUUAGCAACAAGAACUGGCUCCGACUGCAUUUUGUGACUGAUAGCAACCAUCGUUACCGUGGUUUCAGUGCACAUUAUCAAGUGAAGCGAUCAGUAGAUUUUAAAUCGCGGGGCGUUAAAUUAUUCCCUGGCAAAGACUCCAGCAACAAGUUUUCAAUAUUAAAUGAAGGUGGUGUGAGACAGGCAUCUAACUCCUGCCCUGACCCGGGAGAGCCAGAGAAUGGAAAACGCCACGGCGGCGAUUUCAGCAUUGGCAGCGUGGUGCAGUUCAGUUGCGGAGAAGACUAUGUUCUUCAGGGCAGUAAAACCAUCAGCUGCCAGAGAGUGGCUGAAGUCUUCGCAGCCUGGAGCGACCACAGACCGGUCUGCAAAGUGAAGACAUGUGGCAGUAAUCUUCAAGGGCCGUCAGGAACCUUCACAUCUCCGAACUUCCCAAUUCAGUAUGAGAGCAACGCUCAGUGUGUGUGGAUAAUUACUGCUUCAAAUCCCAAUAAGGUAAUCCAGAUCAACUUUGAAGAGUUUGACCUGGAGAUAGCCUAUGAUACUCUGACUAUAGGAGAUGGAGGAGAGGUUGGAGAUCCUACAACCAUACUACAGGUUCUGUCGGGUAGCUUUGUUCCUGACCUGAUCGUCAGUAUGACCCACCAGAUGUGGCUCCACCUACAGUCAGAUGAGAGUGUCGGUUCUAUAGGAUUCAAGAUCAACUAUAAGGAAAUAGACAAAGAGAGUUGUGGCGACCCUGGAACUCCUCUCUACGGAAUAAGAGAAGGGGACAGCUUCUCAAAUGGAGGAAUCCUGAGGUUUGAGUGCCAGUUUGGCUUCGAGCUGAUUGGAGAGAAAACUAUCUCCUGCCAAGACAACAAUCAGUGGUCAGCAAACAUCCCCAUAUGCAUAUUCCCCUGCAUGUCCAACUUCACAGCUCCCUCAGGAACUGUCCUCUCCCCAGAUUACCCAGAAGGCUAUGGGAACAACAUGAACUGUGUCUGGCUCAUCCAAUCAGACCCAGGCUCCAGAAUCCACUUGGCAUUUAAUGAUUUUGACCUUGAGGCACCCUACGAUUCCCUAACGGUGAAAGAUGGCGAGACAAAUGAUGCCGGCGUCAUCGGGAGGUUCUCUGGUGCCGAGAGUCCUUCCCAUCUGACGUCCAAUACCAACACACUGAGGCUGGAGUUUCAGGCUGAUCACUCCAUGUCAGGAAGAGGAUUUAAUAUCACAUACAGUACAUUUGGCCAUAACGAGUGUCCAGACCCUGGCAUUCCCAUCAACGCUCGCCGCUUUGGAGACAGCUUCCAGCUUGGCAGCUCCAUCUCUGUGGUCUGUGAGGACGGUUUUAUCAAAACCCAAGGGACGGAGACCAUCUCCUGUCAGUUAGAAAAAGGAAAAGUCAUGUGGAGUGGGCCCAUCCCUAAAUGUGAAGCCCCGUGUGGAGGCCACUAUUCAGCCCCAAGCGGAGUGAUUUUGUCACCUGGGUGGCCCGGUUACUAUAAAGAUUCCCUCAGCUGUGAGUGGGUGAUUGAAUCAGAACCUGGACGCUCCAUCAAAAUCACAUUUGACAGGUUCCAGACAGAGCUGGGUUAUGACUUCCUGGAGAUCCAUGAUGGCCCAAACCUCCUGUCUCCUCUGGUUGGAUCCUUUAAUGGUACCCAAGUGCCCCAGUUCCUGUUCAGCAGCAGCAACUUUCUUUAUUUGCUGUUUACCACCGACAACAGCCGAUCAAAUGCUGGCUUCAAGAUAUUAUAUGAAAGUGUUACAGUGGACAGCUACUCUUGCCUAGACCCUGGUAUCCCUGUCAACGGUAUUCGGUACGGGCAGGAUUUCUCCAUCGGGUCCACAGUAUCGUUUGGUUGUGAUUCUGGCUACAGACUGAGCCAUGAGGAGCCACUCGUAUGUGAGAAGAACCACUGGUGGAGCCACCCUUUACCUACAUGUGACGCUCUGUGUGGCGGGGACGUUAGAGGUCCCUGGGGAACCAUCCUUAGUCCCGGCUAUCCAGACAGCUACCCUUCAUCUCUCAACUGUACCUGGACUGUUGAAGUCAGCCACGGCAAAGGAGUCCAGUUCCAGUUCAAUUCUUUUCAUCUGGAGGACCAACAUGACUACCUCUUGGUUACUGAGAACGGAAGUUUCGUGCAACCACUGGCUCGCCUGACCGGCAACGAGUUGCCUAGCAACAUCAAUGCGGGUCUCUAUGGCAACUUCAAAGCCCAGCUGCGAUUCAUCUCUGACUUUUCGAUUUCAUAUGAGGGCUUCAACAUAACUUUCUCUGAAUAUACUUUGGAGCCUUGUGAGGACCCUGGGAUGCCUCGGUUUGGCAGGAGAAAUGGCUACAGUUUCGGCAUUGGAGACACAUUGUCUUUUUCCUGCAAUAUGGGAUAUCGCUUAGAGGGGGCGCCGGAGUUAAUCUGCCUGGGAGGAGGGCGGAGAAUGUGGAGCUCACCUCUACCGAGAUGUGUCGCGGAGUGUGGUUCUUCGGUCAUAAACAACGAAGGGAUCCUUCUGUCUCCAAACUACCCGAUGAACUAUGACAACAACCACGAGUGCAUCUACAGCAUCCAGGUACAGGCAGGGAAAGGCAUCAACAUCUCUGCUCGAACCUUCCAUCUCGCCCAAGGGGAUAUACUCAAGAUUUAUGAUGGUAAAGACAACACAGCCCACGUUCUCGGAGCAUUCACAGGGUCGUCCAUGUUGGGCCUGACGCUGAUCUCCACUUCAAACCAUCUUUGGCUGGAAUUUUACAGUGAUGCAGAAAGUACUGGGGAAGGCUUCAAACUGGUGUACUCCAGUUUCGAGUUGUCUCAUUGUGAGGACCCAGGCGUGCCUCAGUUCGGCUUCAAGGUCAAUGACCAAGGUCAUUUCUCCGGGAGCAGCAUCACAUACAGAUGCGAGCCCGGAUACACUCUGCAUGGAGCCUCAACACUGAAGUGCAUGACAGGAGAACGGAGAGCCUGGGAUAACCCUCUGCCUUCUUGCAUCGCGGAGUGUGGCGGCCGUUUUAAAGGGGAGUCUUCAGGGAGGAUCCUUUCCCCUGGAUACCCUUUUCCUUAUGACAAUAAUCUGCGCUGCACCUGGACCAUCGAGGUGGACUCAGGAAACAUUGUGAGUCUCCAGUUCUUGGCCUUUGACACUGAAGCCAGCCACGACAUGCUGAAGGUUUGGGAUGGACCACCUGAGAAUGAAAUGUCUUUGGCAGAGCUCAGCGGGUCUCUGCUACCUGAGGGAAUCCACUCUACCCUGAACACUGUCACCGUUCAGUUUGAGACUGAUUUUUACAUCAGCAAAUCAGGAUUCGCGAUUCAGUUCUCCAGCUCAGUAGCUACAGCCUGCAGGGACCCAGGUGUACCAAUGAAUGGCAGUCGUAGUGGAGAUGGCCGUGAGCCGGGGGAUUCGGUGUCCUUUCAGUGUGACCCAGGAUACGAGCUCCAGGGGGACGACAAAAUCACCUGUAUACAAGUGGAUAACAGAUACUACUGGCAGCCCAGCCCGCCUGUCUGCAUAGCUCCUUGUGGAGGAAACCUAACUGGCUCCAAUGGAUUUAUACUGUCUCCUAACUACCCACAUCCCUACCCUCACUCCAAAGACUGCGAUUGGCUCAUCGCUGUCAACUCUGACUACGUCCUGUCACUGGCCUUCAUCAGUUUCAACAUUGAGCCAAACUAUGACUUCCUGUAUAUCUACGACGGUCCGGAUAGCAACAGUCCUCUGAUUGGUAGCUUUCAGGACAGCAAACUCCCAGAGCGGAUAGAGAGCAGUUCGAAUACCAUGCAUUUAGCAUUCCGCAGUGACGGGUCUGUUUCUUACACUGGAUUUCACCUGGAAUACAAAGCCAAGCUGAGGGAAUCGUGUUUCGACCCAGGUGUGGUUCUGAAUGGGACCAGGCUGGGAUCCGAUUAUAAGCUUGGCUCCACUGUUACCUUCUAUUGUGAGGCCGGAUAUGUUUUGCAGGGCUAUUCUACACUAACCUGCAGUAUGGGAGAUGAUGGCAGACCUGGAUGGAACAGGGCAUUGCCUAGUUGCCAAGCUCCCUGCGGAAGUCGUUCUACAGGAACAGAAGGGACUGUUUUAUCUCCCAACUUCCCCAGAAACUACACCUCUGGACAAACCUGUGUCUACUCUAUAUCUGUACCCAGAGAGUUUGUUCUCUUUGGCCAGUUUGUGUUGUUCCAGACGUCUCUGAAUGAUGUGGUGGAAAUCUACGACGGACCCACUCAACAAAACACACUGCUGUCUUCUCUCUCUGGGUCCCACUCUGGUGAGUCCCUCCCUCUGAGUUCGGGAAACCAGAUCACGAUAAAGUUUACCACAGUCGGACCAGAGACUGCGAAGGGAUUUCACUUCGUCUACCAAGCUGUACCGAGGACCAGCUCCACCCAGUGCAGUUCAGUCCCCGAGCCGCGCUUUGGGAAGCGUCUGGGUAAUGACUUUGCAGUCGGCUCGCUGGUGCAGUUUGAGUGCAACCCCGGUUACGUCCUGCAUGGCUCCACUGCCAUACGGUGUGAGAGUGUACCUGACAACCUGGCACAAUGGAAUGACACCCUGCCGACAUGCAUAGUUCCCUGCGGGGGCGUGUUGACCCUUCGCCGUGGGACCAUCCUGUCGCCUGGGUAUCCAGAGCCCUACGACAACAACCAGAACUGCGUGUGGAAGGUCUCUGUUCCGGAGGGGGCUGGAAUACAGAUACAAGUUGUUAGUUUUGCCACUGAGCAUAACUGGGACUCUUUGGAUUUUUACGAUGGUGCCGACAACCACGCACCGAGACUGGGCAGCUACUCUGGCACGACCAUCCCCCCUCUCCUGAAUAGCACAUCUAACAACCUCUAUCUCAGCUUCAGCUCUGAUAUCAGUGUCUCAGCUGCUGGUUUUCACCUGGAAUAUACAGCUAUCGGUCUGGAGUCGUGUCCAGAGCCUCAGACUCCAAACUAUGGAAUAAGACAAGGAGACAGAUUUAUGGUGGGAGAUGUCGUGCAGUUUUCAUGUGAACAAGGAUACUCUCUUCAGGGUAAUGCCCAUAUCACCUGCAUGCCUGGACCUGUUAGAAGAUGGAACUACCCUGUACCACUAUGUCUUGCCCAGUGUGGUGGGUCUAUGACAGAUGUAAGUGGAGUGAUUCUAAGUCCUGGUUUCCCCGGCAACUACCCCAGUGGAUUAGACUGCACAUGGACAGUCAACUUACCUGUCGGCUUCGGUAUCCACCUUCAGUUUCUGAACUUCUCGACCGAAGCGAUCCACGAUUACUUAGAGAUCCGCAGUGGCACACUGGAAUUGGGCUCGGUAAUCGACCGGUUCAGCGGUCCAGUCAUCCCCAAGCCUCUGUUCAGCACCACCCACCAGACCAGCUUCUUCUUCCACAGUGACUACUCACAAAACAAACCAGGGUUCCACAUCACAUAUCAAGCCUACCAGCUCCAGAGUUGCCCAGACCCUCGGCCAUUUCGAAACGGCAUCGUGAUCGGCACAGACUUCAGUGUCGGGAUGACGGUGUCGUUUGAAUGUCUGCCUGGGUACUCUCUGAUCGGGGAGGCUUCACUCACAUGUUUACAUGGAAUCAGCAGGAACUGGAAUCACCCGUUACCACGAUGUGAAGCUCUCUGUGGUGGCAACAUCACAUCGUUAAAUGGAACCAUUUACUCUCCUGGUCACCCUGAGGAGUACCCCAACUUCCAGGACUGUGUGUGGAGUGUCAGAGUUCCUCCUGGACACGGGAUUUACAUCAAUUUUACCGUACUGAGUACUGAGCCCAUAUAUGACUACAUUACCGUCUGGGAUGGUCCAGACCAGUCAUCUCCUCAGAUUGGCCAGUUUAGUGGGAACACAGCCUUGGAGUCUGUCUACUCGACUUCCAACAUCAUCCUCAUCAAAUUCCACUCCGACUUCUCCGGAGCCGGCUUCUUUGUCUUGAGCUACCAUGCCUACCAAUUAAGGGUUUGCCAGCCUCCUCCAGAAGUGCCCAAUGCUGACAUGCUGAUGGAGGACGGCGAGUUGGAGAUAGGUGACAUCAUCAGGUACAGAUGCCAUCCUGGAUUCUCAUUGGUUGGCAGUGAGAUUCUGACAUGUCGCCUAGGAGAAAGACUACAGAUGGAUGCACCACCUCCAACAUGCCAAGUCCAAUGCCCUGCGCAUGAUGUGCGAUACGACUCGUCAGGUGUCAUCCUGAGCCCCGGUUGGCCGGAAAGCUACCCUAACCUUCAGAUGUGUUCAUGGAGUGUCACAGUAGAGAAGGGAUACAACGUCACCAUUACCUUUGAAAGUUUCCACACUGAGAGAGAGUUUGACGUGUUGGAGAUUUUUGAUGGCCCAACACCCAACAGUCCUACUCUGGCGACGCUGAGCGGCGACCUGCCAACACCCUUUAACCUCACAACCUCUGGUCACCAGUUCCUGGUCCGCUGGUCUUCAGACCAUGGCACAAACAAGAAAGGCUUCAAAAUUCGCUAUGUUGCCCUGUACUGCUCCACCCCAGACUCUCCGCUCCAUGGCUCUAUCUCCUCUCAGAGUGGCGGCCAUGUUAACAGCGUGGUGCGCUGGGCUUGCGACCGUGGUUACCGUCUCAUAGGCAACGCCACAGCAACCUGCCGCCGCACACCACUCGGCUACCACGCAUGGGACUCUCCUGUGCCAGCGUGUCAAGCUGUCUCAUGUGGGGCACCCAAGGCUCCUAUAAACGGCGGCGUUUUAACAGCCGACUACUCCGUCGGAACAAGAGUUUCCUAUUUUUGUAACGACGGGUACAGACUCUCCAGUAAAGAACUCACAUCAGCCAUCUGUCAGCCUGAUGGGACAUGGAGCAACCACAAUAAGAUACCACGGUGUUCAGUGGUAGUGUGUCCCAGCAUCGGGUCAUUCUCUUUAGAACAUGGCCGCUGGAGGAUCGUCAACGGCUCACACUACGAAUACAGAACUCGCAUCGUGUUCACCUGCGAUCCGGGAUACUACAGAUUAGGGCCCGCCCACAUCCAGUGCUUAGCCAAUGGUAUGUGGAGCUGGAGAAAUGAGAGGCCGCACUGCCAGGUUAUAUCCUGCGGUGAGCUGCCAUCUCCACCCAACGGGAAGAAGAUUGGUACUCAGACUACAUUUGGUGCUACAGCCAUCUUCACCUGCGAUGCUGGCUUCAUGCUGGUGGGGUCAGCUGUCAGAGAGUGCCUGUCAUCUGGGCUUUGGAGUGGAACGGAAACACGAUGUUUAGCUGGUCACUGUGGAAUCCCAGAGGGCAUUGUGAACGGCCAAGUGAUCGGGGAGAACUUCGGUUACCGUGAUACAGUCGUGUAUCAGUGUCUGCCUGGCUUUCGACUAAUAGGCUCAUCGGUUCGAAUCUGUCUCCAGGACAACCAGUGGUCUGGACAACUCCCCGUCUGUAUAUCGAUCAGCUGUGGCCAUCCAGGAAGUCCCAUAUAUGGUCGUACAGUGGGAAACGGCUUCAACCUUAACGAUGUGGUCAGCUUUGUUUGUAACCGGGGUUAUGAAAUGGAGGGGCCUGCACGUGCUCAGUGUCAGGCCAACCGCCAGUGGAGCCACCCGCCCCCAACGUGUAAAGUGGUCAAUUGCUCCGAUCCAGGUAUCCCAGCCAACUCCAUCCGGCAGAGUAAAAUAGAGCAUGGGAACUUUACCUUUGGCACCGUGGUUUUCUACGACUGUAAUCCGGGGUAUUACCUGUUUGGAUCACCUGUGUUGACCUGUCAACCUACGGGACAGUGGGACAAACCACUACCUGAAUGUAUAGUUGUAGACUGUGGUCAUCCCGGCUCUCCUCCUAACGGUGUGCUGAGUGGAGAUAAGUUUACAUUUGGUUCAACGGUUCGAUACUCCUGUCUGGGCGGAAGACAGCUGAAAGGAGAAUCAUCCAGGACUUGUCAGCUCAACGGGAUGUGGAGUGCCCCUAUGCCCUUCUGCUCUGGCGACACAGCCGGUUCCUGUGGCGAUCCUGGCAUCCCCUCCCAUGGUUCAAGGGAACAAACCGAUUUCAGGAUCCGUUCCAAGGUUCACUUCAGCUGCACCGAGGGCUAUGACCUAAUUGGUUCUGCAGAAAGGAUGUGCUUUCCUAAUGGGACAUGGUCCGGCACACAGCCCUUCUGUAAACCUGUCCAGUGUGGUAACCCUGGCACUCCCAGUAAUGGCAGAGUAUUUCGUUUGGAUGGAACAACAUUUUCCCACUCUGUCAUCUACUCCUGCAUGGAUGGCUACCUGCUCACCGGCGCCACCACCAGGCUGUGUCAGGCCAACGGCACCUGGUCAGGAGUACAGCCCAACUGUACCAUGAUAAACUGCGGGGAUCCAGGUGUGCCAGCUAACGGCCUUCGCUACGGAGAAGACUUUACGAUUGGUCAGAACAUUUCCUUCCAGUGCCAACCAGGAUACAGAAUGGAGGAGGAUGGAUCACCUGUGAGGACAUGCACCCAGAAUGGGACGUGGAGUGGCAAUAUGCCAAUAUGUACAGCGGUGACCUGCCCGGCUCCCCCUGCCAUCAGUAACGGGGUACUGCAGGGCAGUGACUUUGAAUGGGGCAGCAGCGUGAGCUACAGUUGCUCACCUGGAUAUGAGCUCUCAUUCCCAGCUGUUCUGACCUGCGUGGCCAACGGCACCUGGAGCGGCAUGCUACCACAGUGCUUGCCCAAGUUUUGUGGGGACCCAGGUACUCCGGUCGGUGGGUUCAGAGAGGGGCGAAGUUUCAUCUACCAGUCAGAAGUCUCCUUCACUUGUGCUCCUCCUCUCAUUCUGGUCGGCACGGCAACCAGACUCUGUGAAAGUGACGGUACCUGGAGUGGCACACAGCCUCGCUGUAUAGAACCGACCAAAACCAGCUGUGACAACCCCGGGACGCCGCGAUACGGCUCCGUAAACCGGACCUACGGCUUCAAGGUGGGGAGCGUGGUGUCAUUUCAGUGCCAGCCAGGUCAUUUGAUUCAGGGCUCUUCCUCUCGAACCUGCCAGCCUGAUCUGACUUGGAGCGGGGCGCAGCCCGAGUGCAUACCCCAUGCCUGCAAGCAGCCGGAGAGCCCGCUCCAUGUGGACGUGGUGGGGAUGGAUCUGCCUGGUUUUGGCUACACCUUGGUGUACAGCUGUCAGCCUGGCUAUUUCCUGGCGGGAGGUUCUGAGCACAGAGUCUGCAAGAGUGACGGCACAUGGACAGGAAAAAUGCCUAUAUGUCGAGCUGGAGAGAAGAAGAAACCUGUGAAACCAGCAACAGGAACUCCCAGCCCCAAACUAAACGUUCCAGAUGACGUAUUUGCUCCUAACUACAUAUGGAAAGGUUCCUAUAACUACCGUGGGAGGAAGCAGCCUAUGACACUGAGCAUCACCAGCUUCAACUCCACAACAGGGAGAGUCAACGUUUCCCUUAGCAACGGCAACAUGGAGCUGCUCCUAUCAGGAGUGUACAAGGCCGCUGAGGCCAGGCUGUUACUGCUGAUGUACCAGGUGAACUAUGCGAACCAGGGAAACCAGCUCAAAGAUUCAGCCAUCUCUCCAGCCAAAAUCAUAGAUGACUCCUGGACCAUGGAUGGAUUUGUGUCAGCAGAGCCUGAUGGUUCUAGUUACGUAUUCCAGGGUUUUAUUCAGGGAAAAGACUACGGACAGUUUGGACUGCAAAGACUGGGUCUGAACAUGUCAGAGAGUCAGAACUCGCCACCCCCUCAGCUUGGUACCAACAGCAGUUCUGUGGCUAUCGCUAUUCUGGUGCCUUUCUUUGCUCUAAUAUUCACUGGCUUUGGAUUCUAUCUCUACAAACAAAGAACAACACCAAAAACACAGUACACAGGCUGCUCAGUCCAUGAAAACAACAACGGCCAGGCUGCCUUUGAGAACCCCAUGUACAACACGAACGCCAAGGCUGUGGAGGGGAAGGCUGUUAGAUUCGAUCCGAAUCUAAAUACUGUCUGCACCAUGGUCUGA